AGUAAAAAAUGAGUAAUGCAAGCAUAGCAUAUAUCAUCAUGUGAUUGUGAUUGGGAAGCCAAAUCCAAAUCCAAAUCCAAAAAAAGUGUAGCGUUGAUUUUCAUUCUUUCAUUAUUUAUCAAUAAUACAAUUCUCAAUCUUCACUCCACUUCCAAACUUGAAACACAAACACAGUCAACAAUUUUCAUUCAUUCCGUAUUAUUAUCAUCAUGGGACAAAUCUUAAACAAGUUUCAAGGUGAAGAAUGGAGGAAAACGCAAGUUAGGAAGAUAACAGAUCGAGUUUUUCAGAAAGUAAGGAAUCAAAUUAAAACAGAAUAUUUGAGUUUUGAAGAUCUGUAUAUUGCUGUUUUACUUGUUUACAAUGAUAUCAACAAGAUUAUUCCUGGUCCCCAUUUCGAUCCUCCGUCAAAAGAAACUGUCAGACAAAUCAUGCAGGAAUGUGAUAUGAACUUGGAUGGAGCAAUUGAUCAUGAAGAAUUUGUUGAUUUCAUGCAGAAAAUCACAGCUGAUACAUUCACUGUUGUUAGUCAAAAACUUAUCAUCACUCUAGUUGUAGCGCCGUCUGUUGCAAUGGCGACAAAAAGAGCUACCGAAGGUGUCCCUGGUGUUGGAAAAGUGGUGCAAAAGCUACCAAAUGCAAUUUAUGCAUCCCUUGUUACCCUUGCAGUUGUGUGGUUCCAAAAGAUACAAGAUGAAUCUACAAUCUGAGUAGCAGUACCAUCAUUGUUCAUCAUUUCUCAUAAGCAGAAUCAUAGAAUUAUUAUUAUCCUGAUUGUACAUAGUAUUGCCACUGAUUGCAUUAGAUACAAAAUUGCUGUCAUAAAUAACAAUGGUUGUGUUUGGUAUUUUGAACAGAAUAUUUACUCUUUAUUUCUGUCAUAUGUUAUGCAUGUGAUGAUAUAAAAGUUCAUGACAAAAUAAUGAUGAUGAUGAUGAUGA
Molecule: messenger RNA, 941 nt
Organism: Trifolium pratense (red clover)
Lineage: Eukaryota; Viridiplantae; Streptophyta; Magnoliopsida; Fabales; Fabaceae
Exons: 4
Coding region: 210-710 (166 amino acids)
Molecular function (GO): calcium ion binding
Source: RefSeq, a predicted model, not a curated record